Ctenopharyngodon idella (grass carp) is the source of this 5883-nucleotide messenger RNA. RefSeq lists its product as uncharacterized. Gene Ontology annotation, biological process: homophilic cell-cell adhesion. Bases 273 to 3302 code for a protein of 1009 amino acids. Gene Ontology annotation, cellular component: plasma membrane. The record is from RefSeq and is a predicted model, not a curated record. The transcript is spliced from 4 exons. Gene Ontology annotation, molecular function: calcium ion binding. Lineage: Eukaryota; Metazoa; Chordata; Actinopteri; Cypriniformes; Xenocyprididae.
CUCCUCAAAGAGUCUAACACACUGGAAAAUCAAAGCGCUCGCCUCUCCUGCUCACACACUGCCUGCGCCGCGCGCAAAGCGCACAACCCAAGAAAGACUCUAAGUUUCCAUUCUCUUUUAAAACGACUUAUGCACUUUUUAAAAUGAUUUUUAUUCCACUUUAGAAGAUAAUGUAAGUGCGUGUUGUGUACAGAAAAUGUUUUUUUGAGUCUUUCACAGCUGAACAUGAAUCUUCUCUUUGAACGCAGCUGAGAAUAUCUGAUUUUAGGAAGAUGGACCGGAGGCUUCCGAGAAGGCGAUGGACGUUGGCAGGGCAGGUUGUUUGUCUGCUCUUGUGUGCGUGCGCACUGGACCGGGUUUUGGCGCAGAUUCGCUAUUCAAUUCCCGAGGAGUUGGAGCACGGGGCUUUCGUUGGAAAUAUCGCAGAGGACUUGGGCUUGGACGUGGCCAAAUUGUCUUCACGGAGAUUCCGGAUUGUAUCUGGAGCAAGAAAACAAUAUUUAGAGGUGAAUUUGGAGAACGGGAUUUUGUUUGUGAAUGAGAAGAUUGACCGCGAGGAGCUCUGUGAACAAAGUCCCGUUUGUUUCUUGCACUUGCAGGUGGUUAUUGAGAACCCUUUGGAACUGUACAGGGUAGAGGUGGAGAUCUUGGACGUGAAUGAUAACGCUCCCAGUUUCCCGUGGAGCGAGUUUAAUCUAGAGAUCACGGAAUCUGCUGCGCCUGGCUCCCGGUUCCCGCUGGAGAGCGCGCAGGAUCUUGACGUGGGCUCAAAUUCUCUCCGCUCGUACUUACUGAGCGCCAAUCAACACUUCCUACUGGACAUUCAGACUCGUAACGAUGGCAGCAAGUUCGCCGAACUCGUUCUGCAGUCGCCGUUGGACCGAGAGCAGCAGAAGACGCACGAGAUGGUGCUCACGGCUGUGGACGGUGGCUCCCCGUUGCGCUCGGGCACGGCUCAAAUCACGGUAACUGUCCUGGACGCGAAUGACAACGUACCCGUGUUCGACCGCUCCGUAUACCGGGUCAGCUUGGUGGAGAACGCACCGAGAGGCACGCUCGUGCUCAAACUGAACGCCACGGACCUGGACGAAGGCGCGAACGGGGAGAUCACCUAUUCCUUCAGCGGGCACGCGCCUCUGAAGGUGCGGGAGCUGUUUAGCGUGGACUCUCACUCAGGUGAGAUUCGGGUAAAAGGAAUCGUUGACUAUGAGAGGGCCAGCGUGUACGAGCUCUACGUGCAGGCGAAAGACAAAGGUCCCUCCGCCGUGGCUGUGCACUGUAAAGUGCUGGUUGAUAUUCUGGACGUGAACGACAAUGCGCCCGAGGUCAUAUUAACCUCUGUGUCAACACCUGUUCAGGAGGACGCGCCGCCGGGCACAGUGAUAGCCGUGAUCAGUGUAAUGGACCGCGACUCCGGAGAGAACGGGGCUGUGGACUGCCAGAUCCCCGGAAACGUGCCGUUCCAGCUGCACUCCUCUUUUAAGAACUAUUACACACUCGUGACCAGCGAGUUUCUCGACAGAGAGUCUGUCUCGGAGUACAACAUCACCCUCACGGCGCGCGAUCUGGGCUCGCCGCCGCUGUCCACCAGAAAGACGAUUCUGGUUCAAGUGUCUGACAUUAACGACAACCCGCCGCGCUUCAUUCAGCCCUCGUACACUGUAUAUGUGACCGAGAAUAACGCCCCGGGCGCUUCCAUUUGCUCGGUGACCGCAUUCGAUCCGGACUCUAAUCAGAACGCCUAUUUGUCCUACUCCAUCCUGGAGGGUCAGAUUCAGGGCAUGCCCGUGUCCACUUAUGUCUCCAUCAAUUCCGAUAACGGCAACAUCUACGCGCUGCGCUCUUUCGAUUACGAGCAGCUCCGGAACUUUCAGAUCCGCGUGCAGGCGCAGGACGCCGGUUUCCCGCCGCUCAGCAGUAACGUGACCGUCAAUGUUUUUGUUUUGGAUCAGAACGACAACGCGCCGGUCAUCCUAUCACCACUGCCGAGAAACGGCACCGUGGCCACUGAGAUGGUGCCCAGAUCGGUGGACGCUGGAUACCUUGUGGCUAAAAUCACUGCACUCGACGCGGACGCAGGGCAAAACUCUCGCCUGUCAUAUCAGGUGCUGCAGGCGACAGAUCCCGGGCUGUUCAGCGUGGCUCUGUACACCGGGGAGAUCAGGACGAUCCGCCGCUUCGUGGACAAAGAUGCCAUUAGGCAAAGACUCGUCAUACUGGUCAAGGACAACGGGCAGCCGCCGCUCUCGGCCACCGUGUCCAUCAUUCUCUCGCUGGUGGACAGCGUGCCGGAGUCGCUGUCCGAUUUCGGUGACCUCUCGCUCAGCCCCCAGCCCCCGUCUAACCUCGCGCUCUAUUUAAUCGUGUCACUGAGCACAGUCUCUCUCAUCUUCCUCGUGGCUAUCAUCGUUUUGGCGGCCGUGAAAUGCUACAAGGACCACGACUCCCUCGGCGGCUACGCGCUCUCCUCGCUCGGUGCCGCUUGCUGCAGCUUUGAACCGGAGCCGCCCGCCGAGGUGUUCAAAAAGUCGAAUCUCAACCUGCAGAUCUCCACCGGCGCGAAAGUGCCCACGAACUGCGUGGAGGUAAACAGUAAUCCUGGAAAUCUUUCUCAAGCGUACUGUUACAAAGUGUGUUUGACGCCCGAAUCUGCAAAGAGCGACUUUAUGUUUCUCAAGCCUUGCAGUCCCGGCACACCGAGAAAUAACGCGGCGAGAGGAGCGGAUAACCUGGCGCUGAGCUCACAGAGCCGCUGCUCAUCCGUGAACAACGGAGCGACUACACCGAACGAGCUGAAACAAGCAAAUACUGACUGGGCCCUCACCAAAAAUCAAACCUCCUCUCUGAAAAGUUGUAACUCUGUGAACAUGGAUGGCACUCUGAUGCGUAAAGCCAUGCAGGCCGAACCAGAGAAUUAUGUGGGUCAAAUGGCUGCCGGACAGUACUGGACCUGGGGAACCCGCUCGAAAGAGUACCGGAUGCAUUCUCCAGCAGGGGUUUCUCAGAGGGCGUGGACGCCUCACUACACACCCCAACACAACCCCACCCACCACCUGCAGCAGCAGCAGCAGCCCACGGCGCAGACCCACCCGCACCCUCCACCGGACUACCAGCACAACGUGUACAUCCCCGGCACGCCCUCCGGCUUCUGCACCCUGCGGCCCAGCUACCGCAGCGAGCUUGACGUCCACAACUCUUUCUCCACCUUUGGCAAGAAACGUAGGUUCAUCUCUCCCAGCAGCUAUGACCCGCAUGAUGACACGGGGGCGGAUGUCAUCAACAAUGACUUAUAUAAUGAAUAAAACAAGACAAAAGGACCUAAUCAGUGAUGAUGAACAAAAAGAGUGACUUGUUAUUGUUACCAAAGCAUAGCACUCAUCAUGUAGUCUCAGUAUCAGGUGGUUCGCUCAAAGACCGCCACAGUCCACUCAAUGACCAUCUGAUGCAUAUUGCACAUGCAAUGCAACUUCCAUGAUUUGGGGUGUACAGGUUUGUAUUAGCCAAACUGGGGAAAAAAAUGAUGCCAGUGUGAAAUUAUGAUCACUGGAUUUGCCAUUUGACAUCUUUGAAAGCUGUUAAGAGUUGUUCAGAAGUGGAACUGUAUAGCCCACUUUGUUUUCUGUCUGUGAAAGUAUUAUUUUUAGCAGAAAAGAAAUUCCCCUAGUUUCUUCUGUUUUCCGUACAACCAUUUGCAGAGAUUUAUAGAGUACAACAGUGCUGCCCACUUUUUCAGUGGAGUUUGUUCCAGAAGUAUUUUUCACAUAGGGAUCUUAAAGAAAAGUCUUUGUUAAAGAGUUAGAAGCCAUGAACCAAAACAACCAGCUACAAGGUGAAUCACAACAUUACAAACUUUGAUUUGAAGCCAAAAAGUAUUAAAAAAUUGGACAAAAAGACAAAUGUACGAGACUGUGUACUUAACGGCUUUAAGCAGGGAAAGAACUACAAUCCCAUGAAGCAUUGCGGAUGACAUAAUUGAAUUAUAUAUAUAUAUAUAUAUAUAUAUAUAUAUAUAUAUAUAUAUAUAAUAAGUAUAAUAUAUAAGUGCUGUCACAAUUAAUCGCAUGUAACAUAAAAGUUUGUGUUUGUGUGUGUGUAUAUUAUAUAUAUAUAUAUAUAUAUAUAUGUCUGUACACACACACACACACAUUAUACAUACAUACAUAUACACACACACACACACAUAUUAUGUAAACACAAGCUUUUAUGUUACAUGCGAUUAAUGUUAUUUUGCAAUAAAUGUGAAAUAUAUAUAUAUAUAUAUAUAUAGGGAGAUUAACUUUGUUAUGCAAUUUGUGAUGCUUCAUGGGAAUAGGCAGUUGUGAUUUUCUUGUUGCGAUUCACUGAUUGGUGGAGAUUUUGCUGCAGAAUCAUGGGUAAUGUAGUUUUUCACCAGGACUUCCGCUGUUGAACACAAUUAUUUCAAAAAUAAGUUGAAAUAAUGUGUUAUGAUGGCCUUAACAAAAACAUACCAUUGAUUAACAACCUAGUAGCUCACAGUAGGUCUGUCUUUAAAGGUUUAAUAGUAAUGUUUAAAAAUGAGUUCCCCUAUAGAGAAAAUGAAUGGGAUUUUUACUUCCAGAACCCGACUGUUACAUUCUAUUUCAGUUGAACCCAUCCUUAAAUGGCACAUAAACACAAAACAGUGGUAAGUUGCUUUAGAUGUUGACCAGUUUCUUCCUGUCUAAACCAGACUAUUUGUCAUGUGACAGGCAGGGAAUACUAAAUCUCUAUGAUAUUACAGUGACACUAUGAUGGUUCUGUGUGUCACCGCUGUGCUCACACUCACUCUAAGGAGGACUUUUCACUCAAAUUGUGUGUGUUAGUGGUACAUCAUUCAGGCCUGCUCAUACCCAGCGAACAAAAAUAUGUUCUAAGAAUGUUUUGCUAAUGUUCCCAUUAAGUAAUGAAAACUGAAUGUUCUCUGAACAUUCAAAACAUUUUUAGGUUACGCUAACCUUAAGGGAACAUUCCAUUUGAUCAUUUUGUAAACAUUAUGGGAACGUUACCCUUAAAUGUUCUCCGGACGUUCUGAAACAAGUAGUAACAUUUAAAAACAUUAAUGUCCAACUAAAAAAAAAAAGUGCCAUGAACAAUGUAUAAAUAACGUUUUUGUGCUAAUGUUUUGAGAACAUCGUUAAAGACCAGAUAACUCUGAACAAACCUUCUAUUAAUGUUACUGGAAGAAUGUUUGUUCAUAACUUGCCAGAACAUUAGCCAAAGUUCUGAGAACGUUCUCUGUUUGCUGGGAAGGGCAUAUGUCCUGUCAUAUGGGCCCAUUUUACUUCAUUACAGAGGCUCUGUUCCACAAGAUAGUGACAAUAAACAGAUAUUGAAAGGAAGUUGAAUAUGACUACAUGCUCACAGAGAGAUGAUCCUCUUAUGAUCUCACUGAAGCUAAGAAACUUGCUUGUCCUGUUAUAUGAGAGACUGAAUUAAACCUAAUAUGUUAUUAUUAUUAUUAAUUGCAUCUGCUUGGUUAGCUCAGUCACACCAGGCCUGAAGGUCAAAGGUCAUUACCAUUGAGAAGCCUAGCCUGAGAUUUAAUACUAGACUGAAUAUCAUUAUUAUUUUUAUAUUUUUCCUACUGUUAUUACUUUGACAAUCAUUUCAGCCAAAAUGUGAUUAUUACACGCCUUUUGCACACGGUGUGAGCAUAUAAAUCAACACAGUGGUCAUGAUGUGGCUGAAUUAUGGGCCGGGAGAAGGUGGAUGCUCACCAAAAUGAAAAUGCUCAAUUCAACAUGAUUACUCAUGUAGGAAUGACUGGAUCCACAUUUAGACACACAUUACUGCCUCAUACAAGAGAACAGGAUGUGAAAGUCCAUUCAUUCCAAAUAUGUACAUACAAAUAUGAGAAUUAAAUAUUUUUUUUCUGAAAUAAAA